AUGCCCUUUUUUGCGGAUGAACCAAGAAAUGCUCAAAUGCUUGCUAAGCAUGGAGGAGCCAUAGUAUUGACAAAGUUCGAUCUCGAAUCCAAAUUUGAAAAACGCUCCCUUAGCAGUACGAAGUUGGUCAUUUUUACCCAAACUCAAUUUCUACCAUGUGAUCAUAACUACACCACUUUGCAGCUAUUCUCAAAAUACAAAGUGAUUGGCGGGAAUAUUAGUGAAUCAGCCUAUAAGUUCCAAAAAACUUCUGCGGCACAGCGAACUUGUGGCGAGGUAUGAUU
Strongylus vulgaris is the source of this 284-nucleotide messenger RNA. The record is from the annotation of a GenBank genome assembly. NCBI's taxonomy places the organism in Eukaryota, Metazoa, Nematoda, Chromadorea, Rhabditida, Strongylidae.